AUGCAAUAUAGUGUACCAUUGGACACUACUGAUUGGGUUGAUCAAAAACAAAAUAAAAGACAGUUUAUUUUCUUUGAUGAGCGUUUCACCAUCCAUUUAUGGUUCAAUAAAGAUCUCCAAAAACCAGAUGAUAUAAAUCAAAUCACCUUAGGCAAUUUUACUGUUUGGAUAAAUGAGGCUAUAUUGAUACAAGGACCUACACUUGAUUAUUUUAGGGAAUUAUCAAAAAAUCAUUGGGUCUUAAAAGAAAAUAUAUGUUCGAAAUAUCUCUUCAAAUCUAAUGUAGUGAUGAAUAAUGGAUAUGACAAUGUAAUCAAAUUUCAAGUGAAGUAUCAGAUUAAUAAAGAUAUAUUCAUUAAGACUGGUAGUAGUACUAUGAGCACUAAAAGAAACAUUGAAUCAACCACCCAACAACUAUCUGACUCAUCAUUAAUUGAUGAUCCAGAUGAUAGUGUUUUACCCAGCUUUGAACCUAUCUAUAUCUGGGAUAAUAUGAGGGAUACAACAAAUCUGAAACAAAAUAUGACUAUACAAAAUGACACACAACAAAUUAAAGAGAUAUCUGAUUACCAAAAUAUGGAGUCACAUUCACUAGAAUUUCAAUAUCCAAUAUAUUCAUUAUUAAACAUGAGGUUAAGAAAUUCCUAUUUAAAAUCACAAUAUUGUAUAUUAACAUCAUUGGAUUUUCAAACUUCAAGAUCGUUAACCCAUCUAUGUAAUAAAUAUUCAAUACCAUUAGGUAGGACGCAUUUCAAAUUUGAUUUGAUUAAAUUGGAAUUGAUCAAUAAGGAAUCAAUCAAUAAACAUGACUUUCAUAUUGAAAUAGAACCAAUGAAGGGUCAAGGGUUCUAUAACGAGGCAAAAGAUAAAAGCCUAUUGAUUGUUUAUCCAUAUGAUUCUUUCAGUAUGGCGUACAAAUUACCACCACCUUUAAUUUCUGACAAUGUCUAUCAAAUGGCACAAGAUUUCAAUGAUAAUGAAAAUAUCGACAUUAAACCACACAGAGUAAGAAUCACAUUAAAAUACUUAGUUAAUUUAGACGAAGAUUUAAAGUUUAAUAUUCUUACUGAGUGGGAGACGGAUGUCACCAUAAGAAGAAGACUAAACGGGCGUGAUUCAUUUACUGGUUCAAAUACAGGGCAAUUAAUUCAAAUACCUAGUCAAGCCAAUGGGAACAAUAUACUUUUAAAUAAUACUGCUACAUUAUCAAGGAUAUCAACCAUUUCCUUAAGUUCUAUUGCUAAGUUUAAUAAUAGCACGAUAGUGAAUGCUAAUCAAAAUAGAUAUUCUGGAUACAAAGCAGGACAAUUUGUACAACAACAACAACAACAGCAACAAAUAACAAUUAAUCCUAAUAAUAGUAACAUUAAAUUCAAGUUCAUUAAUGACACAAUGACUUCUGAAAGUGGUAAUAAAUUUAUAUUGAGGUUACAGAUAACUAAUAUGUCUUCGCAACCAUUAGAUUCAGUAAUAUAUUAUAAUAAUCAGAGUCCAACUUUAAUAACACAAUCUAUAAACUUGAGAAAUAAUGGAUUACAAACUUUAGAGAAAAAGACAACUUGGAUUCAAAGACAGAGACAAAUGACUGAGGGGCUCAUUUUAUUAUCGAACGAUUAUAAAGUGCCUAUAAUUAAUCCUCAUGAAUCAUAUUUUGUAGAUUUAUCGUUUGUGGCAAUUAGACCAGGCUAUUAUUCCACAUUAAAUGCACUCAAACUGAUUGAUUUAAAGACUCAAGAAUGCAUAGAAAUUGGAAGAGCGGUGAGUGUUUUAGUGAAAUAA
Arxiozyma heterogenica is the source of this 1779-nucleotide messenger RNA. It is a transcript of the gene TRS65, whose product is annotated as Trs65p. The transcript has a single exon. The record is from RefSeq and is a predicted model, not a curated record. Gene Ontology annotation, biological process: intra-Golgi vesicle-mediated transport. Gene Ontology annotation, cellular component: trans-Golgi network; TRAPPII protein complex. Bases 1 to 1779 code for a protein of 592 amino acids. Lineage: Eukaryota; Fungi; Ascomycota; Saccharomycetes; Saccharomycetales; Saccharomycetaceae.